AUGCUUGUUGAGGGAGUUCGGAAAUGGACCCUUGAUGAUGAGAUCAUGCUCUUCAAUUUAGUAUGUGAUCAUAAGCCCGCAGGGAAGAACAAACAUCGUAACAUGGUCCAGAUAAUUGAUAAAAUUAACAAACAUCUUCCCGCGGGAGAACAGCAGUUCACUGCGUCGGAAAUAUGGGAUAAAUUAGAAGAGCUUUAUAACUUGGAUCGUGUUGAUCAAAUAGAAGAGUUUGAAUCCACUGAUGAAAGUAAAAAGGACCGUGAAACAAGGUCAAAGGCAUGGCACAAACCACGUACUCGGUCGCAAGUUACAGAAACAUCAGAUAGCGGUGAAAGUGAUAGACGAAAACGACAUAAUGCAAGUACCCUGGUUACACCUAUAGAAACUGAAGAAAAUGGUACAGAUGCAAGUGAACCAGAUUCGAAUGAAAAUGAAGCUGCUACACCAGCAUCUGACAAUAACACUGAGCCUGUUGCUAUAGACAAAGAAGCCAGUCCGGUUAAAUCUGGUCACACUAAGCUGGAAACACAGGAAGAGAAACUAUCUGAAACCAGUACAGAUGAAAAUCAACAGGAUGAAGAAGAAGCAGAAGGAAAAAAUGACAAUAAUGAAGGUGAUGGUGACGAUGCAGAUGAAGCAGAAGAAGAAACAGAAACCGAAACUGCUUCCAAGAGGAUUACAAGAAGAGCUUCUCGUAGAGCAGCUAAUUCUGAUGUUGAAUCAACACCAAAGCCUCUGGCUAAGAAGAGAACCCGUUCAGUAUCGAAACAAGUUUUCCCAGAAGAGACUCCGGUAUCGAAAAGACGGAAAACAGCUUCGCCAGUUCCUCAAACCCCUGCUGCUAAAAGACGUACUCGGUCGACCGAUGUUACCAAAGAAACAGAGGAAUUUGAUAAUGAACAAACAGAGCCUCCUAAACGUCGCAGAUCAAUGAGAGCUCUAACGACAAAGGAAUCGGCUCCAAAGACUCCUGUUAGAAGAAGCACCAGAAGAAAGUAA
Lizanozyma spartinae is the source of this 999-nucleotide messenger RNA. RefSeq names its product Eaf7p (gene EAF7). The record is from RefSeq and is a predicted model, not a curated record. Gene Ontology annotation, biological process: regulation of transcription by RNA polymerase II. NCBI's taxonomy places the organism in Eukaryota, Fungi, Ascomycota, Pichiomycetes, Serinales, Debaryomycetaceae. Gene Ontology annotation, cellular component: NuA4 histone acetyltransferase complex; nucleus. The coding region runs from base 1 to 999 and encodes 332 amino acids. The transcript has a single exon.